AUGGCACCGCAGUCGUGCGUAAUGGAUCCUGCGCAAGGAUCCCCGCGCUCCGCUGCGCCUCCGGAGGACACCGAGGAGCCGGACCUGUCUCCUGUCAGAAGACGGAAAAGCAAAAGUGUAGAGCUGCCCUUCAGCGUGGAGUCCCUCAUGUCGGAGAGGCCGCCCGGCCGGAGCCGCCGGUCCCCGGAGCCUGCAGGUCCAGGCUGCGUCCCGGCGGAGGAGACGGAGUGCGGGUCACCGGGGGGACCGAGGGGACUUCACCGGUCCGAGGCAGAGGCGGUGGAGCCCGGGGACACGGACACGGGGCCCUGGUGUCAGAGUCCUUACGCAUCCCCUCAAAGACUCCCCAGCCCGACCUCCUGCAACCUGCGGAAACACAAGAACAACAGAAAGCCCAGGACUCCCUUCACCACCUCGCAGCUGCUGUCUCUGGAGAGGAAGUUCCGUCAGAAACAGUACCUGUCCAUCGCAGAGAGAGCGGAGUUCUCCGGCUCCCUCAGCCUCACAGAGACCCAGGUCAAGAUCUGGUUUCAGAACCGCAGGGCCAAGGCCAAGAGACUCCAGGAGGCCGAGCUGGAGAAGUUCAAGCUGGCCGCGAAGCCGCUGCUGCCGGCCUUCGCGUUCCCCUUCCCGCUGGGAGCUGCACCCAUGGGCGCCCCGGGCCUCUACGCGGCCCUGAGGGGCCCCCGGCCCGGCCUGCCCGUCCCGGGACUCUUCAGUGGACCCUAUGGGAUGUACUACCUGUCUUAA
This is a messenger RNA of Limanda limanda (common dab), 750 nucleotides long. It is a transcript of the gene msx3, whose product is annotated as muscle segment homeobox 3. Gene Ontology annotation, molecular function: DNA-binding transcription factor activity, RNA polymerase II-specific; RNA polymerase II transcription regulatory region sequence-specific DNA binding. The coding region runs from base 1 to 750 and encodes 249 amino acids. The record is from RefSeq and is a predicted model, not a curated record. The transcript is spliced from 2 exons. NCBI's taxonomy places the organism in Eukaryota, Metazoa, Chordata, Actinopteri, Pleuronectiformes, Pleuronectidae. Gene Ontology annotation, biological process: regulation of transcription by RNA polymerase II; embryonic morphogenesis. Gene Ontology annotation, cellular component: nucleus.